Messenger RNA from Patiria miniata (bat star), 1863 nucleotides. Its product is annotated as phospholipase B-like 1. Gene Ontology annotation, cellular component: extracellular region. The transcript is spliced from 10 exons. Bases 81 to 1712 code for a protein of 543 amino acids. The record is from RefSeq and is a predicted model, not a curated record. Gene Ontology annotation, molecular function: glycerophospholipase activity. Lineage: Eukaryota; Metazoa; Echinodermata; Asteroidea; Valvatida; Asterinidae. Gene Ontology annotation, biological process: phospholipid catabolic process.
GGUAUCAGCCGCUAUACGCUAUACGCUAAAGCAUUACGAGUGCAUUGGCACAGUGAGAUGUCCUUCCGAAAAUUGGUAAAAUGUCACUUUCCCAGGUCAUUUUUGCCUUCGUUUAUGGGAUAUGCUUGUUAUCCUCUACUCAAGGUGAAUUUACAAAUGGAACCGCAUACUACGAUUAUGAACACAACCAGUACUACGUCAAGUGCGGUCAGUUGGACAAAGGCGAUGGAUCCCUGGCCUAUGGCACCUUCAAUGACACAACCAAUACAACAGGAUGGGGGGUACUGGACGUCAAAUUCAGCGGACCCUCCAAGAGUUACGAAGAGGACCUGGUACGAAUGACUGCUGCUGGUGUCAUGGAGGGAAUUCUAACUGGCGAGCGAAUACACCAAACCUAUCUCAACAACUUCCAGUCCUUCUUGGCUGGGAAGCCCCAAUUUGCAGCCAGGCUCAGCGAGUUCUACAUGAAACAGAAUCAGUGGACGCGGAAGAUGGUCGCUGGGAAUCCGGAUGAUCCAUUCUGGCAAGGGGUGUCCCUAGUGGUUGCCCAGUUGGAUGGGCUACUGAUUGGCUACAACCUGAAAUCUUGCCAACGUAAGACGCUGCCAACAUUGGAUUUGUCUGCAAUGCUGUUUCUGAAUGGCAUGGGUGACAUCCUAGAUCUGCAGUAUGUCCUGAAUGGCACAAGUUUCCCAGACAUCGAGAAGGCUACGCCCGACGAACUGAGGAACUUUUUCAGAAUGAGUGGGCAUUGCUCGGUCCUUAUCAAGGCACUCCCUGGGUUUGAGGAUAUCUUCAUGUCGCACUCAACAUGGUUUGAUUACAACAGCAUGCUGCGCAUCUACAAGCACUACAACUUUGACUUGAUGUUCCAGGGAGCUGCAGCCAAGGCAAUGUCCUUUUCAAGUUACCCAGGUAUGUUGGAGUCCUUGGAUGACUUCUACAUCCUUGGAAGCGACAUGCUGAUGCUGCAGACAACAAAUGACAUCUACAACCAAACCCUGUACAAGAUGGUGAAGCCAGAAUCUCUGUUGGCAUGGCAACGGGUCCGGGUGGCCAACCUGAUGGCAAACAGCGGGGCAGAGUGGGGCAAAAUUGUGGCCAAGUACAACUCAGGCACCUACAACAAUCAGUACAUGGUUGUUGACAGGAAGCGCAUAUCAGGAGAGCUACUGGAUGGGACGCUGACUGUGGUGGAACAGAUCCCAGGACUGGUGAUGUCUGAGGACCAGACAGCCAUACUAAGAGCAGGAUACUGGCCCUCGUACAACAUCCCUUUCUACGAGACCAUCUACAACCUGAGUGGCUACCCGAUGAUGAAGAAGAAAAGGGGUAAUGAGGAAUCCUAUCAGCUGUAUGUGAGAGCAGAGAUCUUCAGACGUGACCAAAGCACAGUCACUGAUAUGAAGUCAAUGAUGGCCAUCAUGCGAUACAACGACUAUCUUCAUGACAAGUACUCCAACAAGGAUCCUGCUUGGUCCAUCUGCUCCCGCUUCGAUCUCAGAGCCAAGGAUGCAUUUGCAGGCGGUUGCACGGAUACCAAGAUUACCAAUCUCGAGAUGGCCAAGACAUUCUCAGCUAUGGCCGUCAGUGGUCCCACCACAAGUCACGGCAUUCCGGUCUUCCGAUGGACCAGUGCAUUCAACGAUUCCCAUAUCGGACUACCGGAAUCCUACAACUUCCCAUUUGUCCUGAUGGAACCGACUUUGUAGUACACCCAUCUGUUAUAUGCUCUGCCCAAAAGACAAAAAAAAAAAAAAAAAAUCCUGCUGCAUGCACUUGCCAAGACAUGGGCCGCUGGAAAAUCCACAUUUGUACCAGAGAGUUAUUAUAAAAUUAUUGAACGCUACCUUCUCAAACCGG